AUGGCUACUACUACCACCUCGACACCCGCGACCCGCGACCCCACCACCGACGAAGCUCUCGCGCUAUUCAAAGCGAUUGAAGAAAAGUUCCCGGCUAGAGCGCUUGGAGAUGAUAAGUGGUAUCUACUCGCUCUUGCAGCCAUAGUCAGCGGCGGCCAAUCCAACUUCGCGCCUUGCCUCUACAAACACCUGAUUGCGCGGCCCGAGUACCAAAGUGCAGAGGAGAGACAGAAGCUGCUGCGGCGCAUGCGCGAGGUACUGUUUAAACUCGUGAUUAUCGUGGGUGUGUGCAAGCCGCUUGAGGCGGUGUUUGAUAUUGAUGCUGCGGUGGAGAGGGAGGAGGAUAGGGAUUUUACGGCUACGCGGUAUGAUGGCUGGCAAUGCGACGAAGCGAAUUUGCAGCGCGGCGAAGCGUGGUUGGGACGGUUGUACAAGCAUAAUCUUCAGGGUACGAUUAAUAAUACUUUGGAUGCUAAUAAGGAUUUUGGUUGGCUUACCAAAAACAUCACCUACGGACUCUUUCUGUCUGAUCACAGUGUGCUCAACGAUGUCGAGACGGAAAUAACAGUCCUGACGGGUAUCUUCAUGCAGAAUCUCACUCGCGAAUCGGCGUGGCAUCUGCGGGGUUUGCGGAGGAUUGGGGUGGCGAAGGAGGAUGUUGAGGUUAUUCGGGAGUGUUGCGAGCUUACGGCGAGGUUUUGUGGUGUUAGUUUGCACAAGGUGCCAAGGGUGGAGGAUAUUGAGCAUGAGGUGUAG
This is a messenger RNA of Bipolaris sorokiniana ND90Pr, 756 nucleotides long. RefSeq lists its product as uncharacterized. The record is from RefSeq and is a predicted model, not a curated record. NCBI's taxonomy places the organism in Eukaryota, Fungi, Ascomycota, Dothideomycetes, Pleosporales, Pleosporaceae. The transcript is spliced from 5 exons. The coding region runs from base 1 to 756 and encodes 251 amino acids.